CUUGAAUAUCUGUCAAAGAUCCAACACAGAAAUAGAUAGCGUUUCUCUCUCUCUCUUUUUUUUUUCUUUUUCUCUCUUUUUCUCUUUACACCGCUUGUGAAUUUGAAUUCCAAGGCGUGCCCUUAUUUUUUAUUUUUUCUUUUCGUGGACUUCAAUUGACCUUCACCCACCCCUUGCAUUCAUCCAAUAUUAUCAAGAAAAGAGGGAAAGACACUAGCACACAAGCGCAUUCCAUUCCUUCGCAGUCAGUCAGCCACCCCCGCCCCUCCCACCUCGCUUGUAUAAACCACAACAACACCAUUCACAAUGGGAAACAGUCAUAGUGCCAACAAAAGCAAAGCGAUCGACAAGCAAAUUAAGCAUGACCAAAAACGCUUGAACCGAGAAGUCAAAAUUCUACUGCUAGGUGCAGGUGAUUCCGGCAAAUCAACAGUGUUAAAACAAAUGCGGCUUAUCCACGCGUCUGGAUUCUCGCCUGCAGAACGAGAGGCGUUUCGACUCGUCAUCUUUGGAAACAUUCUCUCGGCUAUGCAGUCUCUGCUCGAAUGCAUGAAUGAAUUGCAAUACACCUUGGACAACCAAACAAACUGGGCAUACAUUUCACUGUUCGAGGCAUUGCCCAUGAUCAAACAUGGCACGCCUUAUCCGGGCGAGUACCUGCAACCCCUCAAAUCACUGUGGGCUGAUGGUGGCAUUCAGGAAACGUUCAAAAAGGGAAACACAUUUGCCCUGAAUGAUAAUGUGCAGUUCUUCUAUGAUGAUCUUGACCGAGUAUUCCAGCCCGACUAUAUGCCAACAGAUCAAGAUAUCAUUCAAUGCAGGAUUAAGACAACUGGUAUUGUCGAAACAACGUUCCGCAACGGUCCAAUAAUUUAUCGAAUGUGCGACGUGGGCGGUCAACGAAGUGAACGGAAGAAAUGGAUCCAUUGCUUUGAAAAUGUCGCUUCGGUUUUGUUUGUCGUAGCGAUUAGUGGCUACGAUUGUUGUUUGGUUGAGGAUCGUGAUUCUAAUCAGAUGUAUGAAGCACUGAUGCUCUUUGACUCGAUAUGUAACUCCAAGUGGUUUGUAAACACCUCCAUGAUCCUGUUUCUGAACAAGGUGGAUGUAUUCAAACGGAAGCUCCGAGAGUCACCUAUCAAAACAUACUUCCCAGACUACACAGGUUCCUCCAAGGACUACAACCAAGCAGCAGAUUAUUUCCGCAAACGAUUUGAAAUGUUGAACCGUAGCUCAAGAAAGCAAAUCUACGUGCACUACACCGUGGCCACCGAUACCCGACUAUUGGGUCACGUUAUGAACUCGGUUUCCGAUAGCAUCCUCCAUGAAAAUGUUCAAACUCUUUUACUAUAACCAUUCUCCCUAGUACAACAACCGCCACCCUUAUACACACACACACACACAAUGCGAACUGCAUCCCCAUUACUGUCCUUACUAAUUCAUUCUGGUCCUUACUAACCAACAACAACAACUACUAUUACUACUAACGACUACUAUUUCAUCUCCUCUUCUUUUGCUCGUUUGAUAUACCCCGCCCUCAUGAGUAAUCUAACACAGACACAUCCUUUUUUUUUGUAUAUUAUCUACUGCUAUUUAAAACUACUAUACAGCAUGUACGCCCACACACGCACACACACACACACAUACACACAUACACACAAACAUGCACAACCAUUCAUUCACUCACUUUUCACCAAAAACCCAAUCAAUCCUCA
Zychaea mexicana is the source of this 1712-nucleotide messenger RNA. RefSeq names its product guanine nucleotide binding protein, alpha subunit. NCBI's taxonomy places the organism in Eukaryota, Fungi, Mucoromycota, Mucoromycetes, Mucorales, Lichtheimiaceae. The record is from RefSeq and is a predicted model, not a curated record. The transcript is spliced from 9 exons. Gene Ontology annotation, molecular function: GTP binding; GTPase activity; G protein-coupled receptor binding. Gene Ontology annotation, cellular component: heterotrimeric G-protein complex. The coding region runs from base 307 to 1350 and encodes 347 amino acids. Gene Ontology annotation, biological process: G protein-coupled receptor signaling pathway.